Molecule: messenger RNA, 651 nt
Organism: Fonsecaea pedrosoi CBS 271.37
Lineage: Eukaryota; Fungi; Ascomycota; Eurotiomycetes; Chaetothyriales; Herpotrichiellaceae
Exons: 1
Coding region: 1-651 (216 amino acids)
Source: RefSeq, a predicted model, not a curated record
AUGAGCUGCACAAAGUCCCUCCUGUCCUGCAGCGUAGCUCAGUCUCGUCUGCUCAGAACAAACCUAUCGAACCCAAGUUGGUCCCGGUUGCGCUGGCUGUGUCGAUCCCGCCAUACCACCUCCCAAGAGCGCCGUCUUCCUCGCAUAGCUCAAUCUUCCAUAUGGGACUCGAUCAUUCCUAGAGCUUUUCGAGACAGAUCGCUAUCCCAUGAGCAGUCCGUGCACAAGAAACCCUCGAACCCGGCGACAUAUUUCAUAUGGAUCUAUAUCCUGAUCGGCUCUCAAGCCAUUCGAAUCAUUGGUGUCAAGAACGAAUUCACGGCCUUUUCUCGCAGAGCGGAUGUCAAGAUAGAAAAGCUUAGAGAGGUCGUCAAAAGGCUACAGAAUGGUGAAGAAGUGGACGUGGAGAAGAUCCUGGGCACAGGAGAUGAUAAACAAGAGCGCGAAUGGGAAGAAGUGUUGGAAGAAUUGCAGAGAGAGGACAGAGUAUGGCAAAGCAACAAGGAGAAAAGUCGCGAAGUGAAAGAACGCCUGGCUAAGGAAGAACAAGACGCCAAUCCUGUCAACGACGUUCAAGAAAGGGCUCUAGCGGCUGAUCCGUUACCUCCAUCGUCUAAUAAUGCUUUUCCACGAAGUCCCGGAUUCUACUGA